This is a messenger RNA of Hippoglossus stenolepis (Pacific halibut), 3396 nucleotides long. It is a transcript of the gene sirt1, whose product is annotated as sirtuin 1. The record is from RefSeq and is a predicted model, not a curated record. Lineage: Eukaryota; Metazoa; Chordata; Actinopteri; Pleuronectiformes; Pleuronectidae. Gene Ontology annotation, molecular function: NAD+ binding.
AUGGUUUUACGUCAUCGACGUCACCCAGGGACGUUCCGGCCGUCACGAUUGUGGAGAGCGGGUCACGUGCUCUAUGCAAAUGAGCCAGCUGUCCGGGAGGAAGGCUCAGCGGCUCUGCGGCUGAAGAUGGCGGACGGUGAGAGCAGCCUCGGAACGGGCCUUUCGAGCGCCUCCGAAAUGGACGAACCUGCCGCGAAAAGAUCCAAAAUGAGUCCGGGAACCGACUGCGGACUGAAAGGCGCCGACGUGGACCAAUUAUCGUGUGUUUCCGCGGGCACAGAGAGCUUGGAGGCGGCGGUGAAUUGUCCGCAGCCAGCAGAGAAGGAAGCGAAGCCGGUGAUGGCGGUAGAAGCAGAGCAGGCCCCGGCGGCGGCGCUAGGCGGAGACAACAAUGGACUGGUGCUCCCCGAGCAGCACAGACCCGCCGUGAGGCUCGACCACAGCGCGGUGCUGGGGACUACAGAGGAGGGAGCUGAUUUUCACGAGCACGCUGAUUUCCCCUCGAACGGUCUGGCUGUCACACCGGACCACAACAACGACGAAGAUGACAGAUCCUCACAUGCAAGCUCCAGCGACUGGACCCCUCAACCGCAGAUAGGUUCAUACAGCUUCAUCCAGCAACACAUCAGAGACACCGAUCCCAGGACCAUUCUGAGGGAUUUGCUUCCCGAGACUGUGCUCCCACCAGAUUUAGACGACAUGACACUGUGGCAGAUCAUCAUCAACAUCUCAGAACCUCCAAAAAGAAAGAAGCGGAAGGACAUUAACACCUUGGAAGAUGUGGUUAGGCUACUACAUGAAAGUAAAAGGAUCCUUGUGCUGACUGGUGCUGGGGUAUCUGUUUCAUGUGGAAUACCGGACUUUCGCUCCAGAGAUGGUAUUUAUGCCCGGCUCGCUGUAGAUUUCCCCGAUCUUCCAGACCCUCAAGCUAUGUUUGACAUUGAAUACUUCAGACGGGACCCAAGACCGUUUUUCAAGUUUGCUAAGGAGAUCUACCCUGGUCAGUUCCAGCCUUCACCCUGUCAUAAAUUCAUAUCUAUGCUUGACAAGCGAGGGAAGCUUCUGCGCAACUACACACAAAACAUCGACACAUUAGAACAAGUGGCUGGAGUUCAGCGGAUUAUCCAGUGUCAUGGGUCGUUCGCAACUGCAUCCUGUCUCGUCUGUAAACACACAGUGGAUUGUGAGGCUAUAAGGGAAGACAUCUUUAACCAGGUUGUCCCUCAUUGUCCAAGGUGUCCAGAUAUUCCACUGGCCAUCAUGAAACCUGACAUCGUCUUCUUUGGCGAGAAUCUUCCAGAAAUGUUCCACAGAGCCAUGAAGCAGGAUAAAGAUGAGGUCGAUCUCCUGAUUGUCAUCGGUUCUUCUCUUAAAGUCCGACCAGUUGCCCUCAUCCCAAACUCCAUUCCUCAUGAAGUGCCUCAGGUCUUGAUCAAUAGGGAACAGCUGCCUCACCUCAACUUUGAUGUGGAGCUGCUUGGGGACUGUGAUGUCAUUGUCAAUGAGCUCUGUCAUCGACUGGCUGGAGACUUUGAGCAGCUCUGCUUCAACACUGUAAGACUCACUGAGAUCACAGAGAAACCCCCUCGGCUACCCGAACAGCCACCAAGCGAGGCCUUGCCUGCUUCCAGCGACGCAGCUCAGGAGGAGCAGAGGCAGCACAGCACAGACUCAGCAAUUAAGCCUUCAGAGGAGACAGAAAGUCUGAAUGUCACAGAGACCGCUCAUAAUAAUGUUACACCUCCAGAGCCUUGUCCAAAUUCUCAGUCUCCCAGUGAGGAGAUGGCUGAGUCGUCUCCUCCCAGUGAGGAGACGGCUGAGUCGUCAGAGUUACCAGCAGAAGACACACCAAAAGAGGAGGCCGCUGAUGUGAAAAACCAAACCUCCAGCCUUGAGUAUCGAAGACGAUGCUGGAUGAGUCGAAUCAACAGAAGUCCAAUCAGCAAACGCCUUGAGACAGGCGAGUACCUGUUUCAAACACCAAAUCACUAUGUCUUCCACGGCGCCGAGGUUUACUCCGACUCUGAGGAUGAGACGUCGAGCUCGUGUGGCAGCGACAGUGACGAGUCUGAAUGCAGCGCUGACGAGGUGGAAGAAGACAGCGAGCCAGAGGAGUCCGACACACUAGCAGCGGAUGGCGAGACGUGCCUCAGAGACACAAUAGAACACACAAUAGCCAACAAGGCCAAACCGAGUGUGCAGACAGACAAUACUUCUGAAAAGACUCCAAGCACCACCCACCUUUAAAUGUAAAGUACAUAGUCAACAAACCACUAAUUGUCUAUAUAUGUUUCGUAUAUUUUUGACUUUAUCUUAUUAUUUUUCAUAAAGUUGAAAUUGUGUGACAACUUUGUGUGAUUAUGCAUCAAGUUUUUUUUUUUUUUUCUCUGCCCUGUUUGGUCCCAUGCAUUGUGUCUGAAACCUCAUACUGUAUGCUACUUACUAAAUAGAAUGCAGUAGUUGUGGUUUGUUUUGUCUUCAAGGUUUUCUUUCCAUGUGCUAAAUUUAGCUGAUGCUCUCAUCUACCGCAGCAUACCACAGAUGCAACACUAGAUCAAGCUUUAUUUCCUAAAUGGCAGUAAUUACAAGCAAAGACAUGUCAAUCUCAGUCCGUAGACGUCAACUGUAAUCAAAUGAUGUGUUGUAGAGUUGGUUAUGUUACCACUGGGAAACAUGUAAAUAUGUAAACCUACUGCCUGCUAACUAGUGGGUACUAUGAGUUUCAGACACAUACAUAAAUCAGAGGGUUUAUUUGAAGUCAUAGUCUGACUCGCAAUACAAGCAGUUCAGCUCUGCUGUUUUCACGUGGGUGAAUGCUGGGAAAAACAGUACUUUAAUUUUAGACCAAAGAACACUUAAUCCACACGCUCCUACUUCAUCAUAAGCUUUGUAUGUUUAACCUGUCAUCUUGGAAAAAAAAUCAAACUAUUGACACGGUGUUCCUUCAGAUAUGUGGCAGCUACUUUUUAUGGUCAAGCCUCUUAUUUUUAUACUCUGAUAUGAGACAUACUCAUCAAAGAGUAGAUGAUUUUAUCUGUACAAAGUUAUACUACAUUGUCAUAUUAAGCCUUAGGAAUAUAUUCAAUGUGUUCACAUUGAAAUGCGGCACUUUUUAUUUCCUCCUUACAAAACUGGCUGUGUUGCUUCUGUCAUUUUUUCAUAGGCUAUAAAGUUUAAACGGUUUCCUUCUUCGUUCGGAGGAGUCUGCUGCCUGUAAAGAUUUCCUGUUGGUAGAUGAGACAUGUUUGAGCCAAUGUGUUGGACUAAUGUCUUCACCAACAUUCACAUGCCAUUUACAAGGUUAUGCUUUUGUUUACGGUUCGAGGAAAUGAGACAUUUUUACAUCAUUAUAGUUGUUUCUUCUGGAGUUCUCAGUAAAAGCAAGGAUGAAAAACA